Molecule: messenger RNA, 7121 nt
Organism: Gorilla gorilla gorilla (western lowland gorilla)
Lineage: Eukaryota; Metazoa; Chordata; Mammalia; Primates; Hominidae
Gene: CGREF1
Product: cell growth regulator with EF-hand domain 1
Exons: 6
Coding region: 5585-6439 (284 amino acids)
Molecular function (GO): calcium ion binding
Source: RefSeq, a predicted model, not a curated record
UGCAGUGGUGUAAUUAUAGCUCACUGCAGCCUUCAACUCCUGGGCUGAAGUGAUCCUCCUGCAUCAGCCUCCCAAGUAGCUGGGACCAUAGAUUUGAGCCACCAUGCUAUCUAAUUAAAAACAAUUUUUGUUUGUUUGUUUUUUUUAGAGAUGGGGGGGGGUCUCAUUUUGCUGCCCAGGCUGGUCUGGAACUCCUGGCUUCAAGCAAUCCUUUUGCCUUGGCCUGCGAAGUACUGGGAUUACAGGCGUGAGCCAUUGUACUCAGCCCAAUCACUUGCAUUUUUGAGGUGGGCUAUAACCGAAUGCUAAGGUUGUCAGGAGGGCCCAGGACAUUCCAGAUUGAGGAUGGAACAGGUUGGGCAAAAGCACUGAAAAGUGAAAGUGGAAAGUAUUUUAGGAGACUCCAAUAACUCCUUUGUUUGAAGCAGUGUGCUGUCAUAAUGCAGCACUGCAAGAUGAGUCAACAGUAACUUGAUAUCUGAUUGUAGAAGGCCUUGAAUGCCCAGGUGAAGAUUCUGGACUGUAAUCGAAAUAGGGAGCCACUGAAGGUUCUAGAGCAGUGGAAUUCUAGCAAAGGAAGAUUUAUCUGAUGUGGGUAUGGAGGGUUCUUUAAGUGGAGAAAAUACCAGAGACAGGGAUAACACUAAAAGGCUUGUAUAUUAGUUUGUGCCAGAAGUAAUUCAUUAUUCAUUUAAUGUUCACUGUAACCCUGUGAGGUAAAUAUUAUCUCCAGUAUGUGGAUAAGGUAACUGAAGUUUAGUGAGAAAAAUUAAUUUACCCAAGGUCACAGGGACACUCAGUGGUGGAGCUUGGGUUUAAAAGUAGGUCUGGCUGUUUCCAAAGCUCUGUUUUCUGUCCAUUAAACAUACUGAAGAGUUAAAUAUAUGAGGGGUACAUAGGACCAAGAAGAGGAGAGUGAUAGUCAUUCACGGGGUAGGACUCAGGACCAGGUGCAUAAUUUGCAGGGCUCGGUGCAAAAAUGAUUGAGAGUUUCAAGAUAGUGACAACAGAGCAUUAGCCUAAGCACAGGGCCCCUCUGAGAGCAGGGAACUUGUGACUUCACAGGACGCACACCCAUGAAGCCAGCCCUUACAUGGUUAGUUUUCCAAUUACUAUGGCAGUGUAACAAACCACCUCAAAAUGUAGUGGCUUAAAAGGAUAAUGGGCCCGGCAUGGUAGCUCAUGCCUAUAAUCCCAGCACUUUGGAAAGCCGAGGCAGGAGGAUUGCUUGAGCCUGGGGGUUUCCAAUCAGCCUGGGCAACAUGUGAGACCCUGUCACACACACACACACACAAAGAUAACGUUGAUGUUGACUUUGCACAUGAGUGCAGGCUGUGGAGACAAGCACAUUUCUACUGCAUUCAGUGUUGGCUGGGGCAGCUCAGAGGCUGGGGGUUAGAAUUAUCUGGAGCUUGGCUCUCUCCCGUCUGGUUGUUGGGCUGGGAAGAUUUGAGCUGGAGGCUUCUCAGGCAUCUGUUUCUAGGUGGGUUCUCCACACUCUCUCUUCCGUAGGGUGGUUUCGGGGAGACCAGGCUCCUUCCAUGGUGGCUCAAGGUUCCAGAGGUGCACAUCUGUGUGUCAAGUGAAGGGGAGAACCAGAACCAGGCAUAAGCUAGGUCACUUUUAUUACUUGGACUUGGAAGUCGUGUAAGCACCAUUUCAGCAACUCAUUAGAAGCCAGUCACUAAGUCCAGAUCAUAUACAAGGGGAGGCGAGUUAGACUCCAAGUUUUGUGGGAAGGAAUGUCAAAGAAUGUGUAGACAGGUUUUUAAAGCUACCACAGUGGCCUAAUGAGUGAGAGGAUGAGUGGAUCUGAGGGGUGCUUCCCCUUUAUGCCUGAACGGCUCCCCCCAGAGUCAUCCUUUGGAGUUCACAGACAUCCUCCUUUAAAAGGCAUCUGAGGGCCGGGUGUGGUGGCUUACACCUAUAAUCCCAGCACUUUGGGAGGCUGAGGCAGGCGGAUCACGAGGUCAAGAGAUCGAGACCAUCCUGGCCAACAUGGUGAAACCCCGUCUCUACUAAAAAUACAAAAAUUAUCUGGGUGUGGUGGCGUGCACCUGUAGUCCCAGCUACUUGGGAGGCUGAGGCAGGAGAAUUGGUUGAACCUGGGAGACGGAGGUUGCAGUGAACCGAGAUCACGCCACUGCACUCCAGCCUGGUGACACAGCAAGACUCUGUCUCAAAAAAAAAAAAAAAAAAAAAAAAAAGGCACCUGCUAGUGUGUAAGAACACGUGAAGCCUGGAUGAUGAGUUUUGACAGCUCUGAGGGAUUUAAAUUACUCCAGUGCCUCCUGUCGGCCUGGGUCCUAGCAGUAAACAGAUAGGGUGGAGAAAGCAAUUUGAGAGGAGCCAGGUGGGAAGGGGGUGUGUGAAGCCACUGUGGGGCCGUGCAGAUGAACUCUUGGAAGGAAAAAGGCCUUAUUGUAGAUCAGGCACUGCACUUUACACGUCUUGUCUCAUUAAUUAAACCCUCACCACAGCCCUGCCAGAGGUGCUCUCGUCAGCCCCGCAUUACAGAUGGAGAACCUGAAGCACAGAAAAGCCGCACAGCUAGUGGGCUGUGGAGCCCAGAUUUGAACACAGGCAGCCUGAUGUCAGGGCCCAUACCCCCCAACUUUGGGCCGUACCACCUAUUCCAUAGCAAUUCUGUGUUUUUCUUGCGUUAACAUUUGUAUCUUUUCCUACUUACAUAUUUGCAAGCUUUAGGGGGAAAAAGAAAAAGUAAUUCGACCUUAAGAGAUCAGCUUAGUGAUAAGAGAGUGCCUCACAUAUGGCAGGUGUUCAAUAAAUAUUAAAGAAAUUAAUAUUUAUCCUUAUUGUACAAACUUAUAUCUAACUUGCCUUCCCUACGGAUGCUUGCCCUCUGGUCUUUGUCAUGUGGCAGCUGUUGGUGCUUUCCAUAGUAUUCUCUGUGGCACCCAGGCCAGGGAGCCAGAACUUCUGGCAUUCUCCUGGCCAACUGGCUCUCUCAGCCAUUAGGCACCCCUCCUUCCACCUUAGAGACUGGAACCCUCAGCUGACCUCAGCCCCCUUCUUCAAACCAGCAGCACUCUAGAUACAAAGAACUGGGAGAGGCAGCCCUCUCUCUGCCCAUUCACCCAGACCCUCCUUCAGCUGCUGCUUCCUGACCUCUCAGGCACCCUGUAGGCAGGGCCUUCUCUCUAACCUUCCUGGAAACAAGGCACUCAUCUCUGCAGCUCCUGGACCUCCAUUCAGUACCCAUAGGGUUUCUAGGGAGAUUUCUGUCUUCUACUUCCUGCUGAGGCCCAGGCGGUGGAACCCCACCCUUCUGGGGACCCGGGAAGCCUCCACACACUAGCGGCAAUUCCUUCAGUUCUCUGUCACUUGUCUCCUCGAACGUGAUUUGUGGUAUAUUUCAUGGCACAGAAGUUUAAACUUUUGAUAUACUCAAAUCUGCUCAUUUUUUCCUUUUAAACUUUCUGAGUUGAUUUAUUAUAUUUAAUGGUUCUAUCGCAUAAUAUGGUUUGUUCAGCCAUUGCCUAAAUGUUAGACAUUCAGGUUGCUUACAUUUGUUUGACUAAUAUUAAUAGCACAGCUAUACAUAUCUUUGUCAUUUCUUUUCCAUUUAUAUUCUUUUAUGUAAUCCCCAAGACGAUAUUGUUGGGUCAGAGUUUUAGGAAAUUAAUACACAUUUCCAGACUGCUCCCUAAAAACAUUUCAGGUUUAUAGUUCCAGAAGCAGUAAAGGUUAAUACUCACUGAUUCAGUUUCCUUAGUGAUUGUAAGACUAUCAAAGCUUAUUUCUUUUUGCAUCAGUUUUGCUAUUAAGUUUUUCUAGGAAAUUGGCCAUAUCCUCUAAGUUUUCAAAUCUCUGCUGUUUCUUUAGUUAUGUCCCUAUUUUCCUUCUUAAUAUUGUUUGUGCCUUUUCUAUUUGUACUUUUAGUCUUUGGUUUGUUUUUAUUUUUUUCUGAAAUGGGGUCUCACUCUGUCACCCAGGCUGGAGUACAGCAGCACAAUCACAGCUCACUGCAGUCUCAGCCUCCUGGGCUCAAGUCAUCCUUCACCUCAGCUUCCCAAGUAGCUAGGACUACAGGCGUGCACCACCACACCCAGCCAAUUUUUUAAAAUUAAUUUUUUGUAGAGAUAGGGGUCUCACUAUGUUGCCCAAGCUGGCCUCCAACUUCUGGGCUCAAGCAAUCCUUCUGCCUCAGCCUCCCAAAGUGCUGGUGAGAGGUGACAGUGUGUGCCCUCGCUCGUUCUCGGCGCCUCCUCGGCCUUGGCGCCCACUCUGGCCGCGCUUGAGGAGCCCUUCAGCCCACCGCUGCACUGUGGGAGCCCCUUUCUGUACUGGCCAAGGCUCCUUCAGCUUGCAGGGAGGUGUGUAGGGAGAGGCGCGAGCGCGAACGGGGGCUGCGCGCGGCGCUUGCCGGCCAGCGCGAGUUCCGGGUGGGCGUGGGCUCGGGGGCCCAGCACUCGGAGCUGCCGGCCGGCCCCGCCAGCCCCGGGUAGUGAGGGGCUUAGCACCUGGGCCAGCAGCUGCUAUGCUCUACUUCUCGCUGGGCCUCAGCUGCCUCCCCGCGGGGCAGGGCUCGAGACCUGCAGCCCGCCAUGCCUGAGCCUCCCCACUGCCGUGGGCUCCUGCACGGCCCGAGCCUCCCAACGAGCGCCGCCCCCUGCUCCACGGCGCCCAGUCCCAUCGACCACCCAAAGGCUGAGGAGUGCGGGCGCAGGGUGCGGGACUGACAGGCAGCUCCACCUGCGGCCCCGGUGCAGGAUCCACUGGGUGAAGCCAGCUGAGCUCUUGAGUCUGGUGGGGACUUGGAGAACCUUUAUGUCUAGCUAAGGGAUUGUAAAUACGCCAGUUGGCACUCUGUAUCUAGCUCAAGGUUUGUAAACACACCAGUCAGCACCCUGUGUCUAGCUCAGGGUUUGGGAAUGCACCAAUUGACACUCUGUAUCUAGCUAACCUAGUGGGGACGUGGAGAACCUUUGUGUCUAGCUCAGGGAUUGUAAACGCACCAAUCAGCACCCUGUCAAAACAGACCACUCGGCUCUCUGUAAAAUGGACCAAUCAGCAGGAUGUGGGUGGGGGCCGGAUAAGAGAAUAAAAUCAGGCUGCCGGAGCCAGUAGUGGCAACCUGUUCAGGUCGUUUUCCACGCUGUGGAAGGUUUGUUCUUUCGCUCUUUGCAAUAAAUCUUGCUGUUGCUCACUCUUUGGGUUCACACUGCCUUUAUGAGCUGUAACACUCACCACGAAGGUCUACAGCUUCACUCCUGAAGCCAGCGAGAUCACGAACCCACUGGGAGAAACGAACAACUCCAGGCGCACUGCCUUAAGAGCUGUAACACUCACUGCGAAGGUCCGCAGCUGCAUUCCUGAGCCAGCGAGACCACAAACCCACCAGAAGGAAGAAACUCCGAAAGCAUCCCAACAUCAGAAGGAACAAACUCCAGACACGCCGCCUUUAGGAACUGUAACACUCAACCGCGAGGGUCCGCAGCUUCAUUCUUGAAGUCAGUGAGACCAAGAACCCACCAAUUCCGGACACACUGGGAUUACAGGUGUGAACCACAACACCUGGCUCUCUUUGUUCCUAAUUGAAAUUGCCAAAGUUCCAGGAAGGAUGUUACCUUUGAUGAUGACAGUGUUAAUCCUGCUGCUGUUCCCCACGGGUCAGGCUGCCCCAAAGGAUGGAGUCACAAGGCCAGACUCUGAAGUGCAGCAUCAGCUCCUGCCCAACCCCUUCCAGCCAGGCCAGGAGCAGCUCGGACUUCUGCAGAGCUACCUAAAGGGACUAGGAAAGACAGAAGUGCAGCUGGAGCAUCUGAGCCGGGAGCAGGUUCUCCUCUACCUCUUUGCCCUCCAUGACUAUGACCAGAGUGGACAGCUGGAUGGCCUGGAGCUGCUGUCCAUGUUGACAGCUGCUCUGGCCCCUGGAGCUGCCAACUCUCCUACCACCAACCCGGUGAUCUUGAUAGUGGACAAAGUGCUCGAGACCCAGGACCUGAAUGGGGAUGGGCUCAUGACCCCUGCUGAGCUCAUCAACUUCCCGGGAGUAGCCCCCAGGCACGUGGAGCCCGGAGAGCCCCUUGCUCCUUCUCCUCAGGAGCCACAAGCUGUUGGAAGGCAGUCCCUAUUAGCUAAAAGCCCAUUAAGACAAGAAACACAGGAAGCCCCGGGUCCCAGAGAAGAAGCAAAGGGCCAGGUAGAGGCCAGAAGGGAGUCUUUGGAUCCUGUCCGGGAGCCUGGGGGCCAGGCAGAGGCUGAUGGAGAUGUUCCAGGGCCCAGAGGGGAAGCUGGGGGCCAGGCAGAGGCUGAAGGAGAUGCCCCAGGGCCCAGAGGGGAAGCUGGGGGCCAGGCAGAGGCCAGGGAGAAUGGAGAGGAGGCCAAGGUACUUCCAGGGGAAACACUGGAGUCUAAGAACACCCAAAAUGAGUUUGAGGUGCACAUUGUUCAAGUGGAGAAUGAUGAGAUCUAGAUCUUGAAGAUACAGGUACCCCACGAAGUCUCAGUGCCAGAACAUAAGCCCUGAAGUGGGUAGGGGAAAUGUACGCUGGGACAAGGACCACCUCUGUGCCCCCUGUCUGGUCCCAGUAGGUAUCAGGUCUUUCUGUGCAGCUCAGGGAGACCCUAAGUUAAGGGGCAGAUUACCAAUAAAGAACUGAAUGAAUUCAUCCCUCCGGGCCACCUCUCUACCCGUCCAGCCGGCCCAGACCCUCUCAGAGGAACGGGGUUGGGGACCGAAAGGACAGGGAUGCCGCCUUCCCAGUGUUUCUGGGCCUCACGGUGCUCCGGCAGCAGAGCGCAUGGUGCUAGCCAUGGCCGGCUGCAGAGGACCCAGUGAGGAAAGCUCAGUCUAUCCCUGGGCCCCAAACCCUCACUGGUUCCCCCUCACCUGGUGUUCAGACACCCCAUGCUCUCCUGCAGUUCAGGGCAGGUGACCCCCAUCCCCAGUAAUAUUAAUCAUCACUAGAACUUUUUGAGAGCCUUGUACACAUCAGGCAUCAUGCUGGACACUUUAUAUAUGAUUUUAUCCUCACAAUAAUUCUGUAGCCAAGCAGAAUUUGUUCCAUUUGACAGAUGAAGCAAUUGAGGCAGAUUGCAUUAAGUGCUGUACCCUAAGGUGAUAUGCAGCUAAUUAAAUGGCAGAUUUGAAUCCA